Durio zibethinus is the source of this 995-nucleotide messenger RNA. Its product is annotated as elongation factor 1-beta-like. Gene Ontology annotation, cellular component: eukaryotic translation elongation factor 1 complex; cytosol. Gene Ontology annotation, biological process: translational elongation. NCBI's taxonomy places the organism in Eukaryota, Viridiplantae, Streptophyta, Magnoliopsida, Malvales, Malvaceae. Gene Ontology annotation, molecular function: translation elongation factor activity; guanyl-nucleotide exchange factor activity. The record is from RefSeq and is a predicted model, not a curated record.
CUGGUUUGAACCGGGUCCGGUUCUUGAAGCUCCUCAACACGAAGUCAGCCAAUGGCAAAGGGGAAUAUGCCAUUGCAUUCGCAAUAUCUAGGGUUUGAGUAGCCUCACAAUUUGACGACUCCAUAUAUAUACCACUCAUACCAUUCAUACUCCUACUUUUUCUUCCUCUCAUUCCGUCUUUGCUUCAUUUUUGCUCUGAUUUCCCAUCACUUCUUUCUUUUUUCUUCUCCCAAUUCACAAAAAUGGCCAUCACUUUCUCAGAUCUCCACACUGAGUCUGGCCUUAAGUCUCUUGAUGACUUCCUCUCUGGCAAAUCUUACGUCUCUGGGAAUAAGCUGACCAAGGAUGACAUUAAAGUUUAUGCUGCUGUUUUGAAGAAUCCCGGUGAUUCUUUUCCCAAUGUUAGCCAGUGGUAUAAUUGUGUGUGUUCCCAUCUUGCCACUUGCUUCCCUGGGAAAGCUGUUGGCGUUGGACUUUGUGGCAAAGCUGCUCCAGCUGAAUCUGCUGAAGCUGAGGCUCCUGCUGCGGAUGAUGAUGAUGAUGACUUAGAUCUGUUUGGUGAUGAGACGGAGGAGGAAAAGAAGGCAGCAGAGGAGAGGGAAGCCUCUAAAAAGUCAGCUAAGAAGAAAGAGAGUGGAAAGUCUUCUGUGCUUUUGGAUGUUAAACCAUGGGAUGAUGAGACUGACAUGAAGAAGUUGGAAGAAGCUGUUCGAUCUGUUGAGAUGCCUGGGCUUUUGUGGGGAGCAUCAAAACUGGCUGCUGUUGGAUAUGGCAUUAAGAAGCUCCAGAUCAUGCUUACUAUAGUGGACGAUCUUGUUUCUGUUGAUAACCUUAUAGAGGAGCACCUCACAACAGAGCCACGCAACGAACAUAUUCAGAGUUGUGACAUUGUUGCAUUUAACAAAAUUUAGAUGAGGACAAUUGUUUUAUGCAACAGCUGCUAGAGUUAGCCAAUUUUGGCCAUGUUAUCCAAACCUUUUUCCCUUCCUUUCCCC